GCGGACAUGGCGCGGAGCUCCAGCGGCGCACGGGAAGUGGACGUGAGCGGCUACGACCGGCUCGGCUGUCUGCACGAGUGGUUCGCGGCGCAGGCCGGUAGCACUCCAGGAGCCGUGGCGGUGGUCUCCGACGACGGCAGACAGAUGAGCUUCUCGGAGCUGGACCACGCCUCAGACGUGCUAGCCGCGAGGCUGCGACACCUGGGUGCGGGCAAGAACUCCGUGGUGUGCAUCUUCAUGGAGCGCAGCGCGGAGUACGUCGUCUCGUACAUCGGCAUCCUGAAGGCAGGGGCGGCCUACCUGCCCUUGGAGACGGCCUACCCGCCGCAGCUGCUGGCGGCCGUGCUGGAGGACGCCCGGCCCCUGGCGGCCUGCACCAAGUCUGCCCUCGCCGCGCGGCUGCCUUCAGGGAGCGAGACCCGCCCCCUAGCCGUGCUCCUGCUGGAGGGCGACUGGCUGCUGCAGUUCGGGCGCCCGCCGCAGCCCCUGCCCGCGGCGCCACCGUCCAGCCUCGACGACAUGGCCUACACCGUGUACUCGUCGGGCACCACGGGCCGGCCCAAGGGCAUCCAGUAUCCGCACAGAGGCGCGGUGUUCAGCUACCACUGGCGCCAUCUUGCUUAUCCCUACCAGCCGGACGACAGAGAAGCGUGCAACGUGUUCUUCGUCUGGGAGUGCCUGAGACCUCUGCUCAAAGGAAUACCGCUGUACAUAAUACCGGAUGACGUCAUAUACGACCCACCAAAGCUCACGAGCUUUCUCAAGAGACACGGCAUCACCAGAAUGCUGUUUACACCUUCACUGCUGCAGACGGUGCUAGAUUCCAAAGGGGUGGAUUUGGAAGAGUCAUUUAAGACUAUGAGACAGGUGUGGCUGUGCGGGGAGGUGGUGACCGCGGCGCUGAGGGACCACGCGCUGGCGACCCUGCCCCGCGCCUGCCGGCUGCUCAACCUGUACAGCGUCUCCGAGGCGCACGACGUGGCCGCCGCCGACCUGGCCGCCUCCCGGGGGCCGUCCUGUCCGGCGGGCCGCCCCCUGCCCGGCGUGCGGCUGCUCGUGCUGGAUGGCGACAUGCGGCCCCUGCCCGCCGGCGCCACGGGAGAGGUGUUCGUCGGUGGACCCGGCCUGGCUACUGGCUACCUGAACCUGCCGGAGCUGACGGCGCGGAGGUUCGUGCGCGGGCCCCCGCCUGUAGGGGAGAGGCUGUACCGCACCGGCGACUGGGGCAGCCUCUCGGCCGACGGCGAGCUGCAGGUGUGCGGCCGCUGCGACUCCGUCGUCAGGAUCCGGGGUUACAGCGUCGAGCUGCAGGCUGUGGAGGCGGCCCUCCUGCAGCUGCCCGGGGUGAAGAGCUGCUGCUUGCUGGGGCGCGGCGAGCCCGGCUCGGACCAGCUGCUGGUCGCCUACGUGAUCGCCCCGGGAGGGGAGCCGUCCGGCAAGCAGCUGAGGGCAGGCCUCAGGGAGACGCUGCCCUCCUACAUGAUCCCUUCCAAGUUCGUGUUCCUGGACAGUUUACCCAUCCUGGAGUCAUCGGGGAAGCUGGAUACAAAACGUCUGAGAAGAAUAGACCUGAAGAGCGAUCUUACAGUUGGUGCAACUGAUCUGCCUUCCACAACCGUGGAACACAAACUCGCUGGCAUAUGGAGUCGGGUUCUGAACAUGGAUUACAUCGACGUGCAAGAGAGUUUCUUCGAUCUUGGAGGGCACUCGCUACUCGCGGCCCGCCUGCUGGGCGAAGUGAACGAACAGCUCGGCUCGAGUCUGACCGUCGACGAGUUGUUCUCGCACCCGUCCGUGUCCGCCAUGGCGAGUCUCCUGACGGACCCUCCCGGAGAGCGCUGUUCGGACGACGGACUCGACCUCAGGUUCGAGGUGGACAGUCUCGACCAGCUGGAUCCCGUGAAGGAAAUACUUGUGAAGGCGUUCCGGCGAUCGUUGCAACCGCCAUUUGCCAAGUCCCGCGGCAACAAGAUACUCUUGACAGGAGCCACUGGUUUCGUGGGCGCCUUCAUCCUCCGAGAACUCCUGGCUUCCACCCAGGCGACGGUGUACUGCUUGGUGAGAGAGGCGCCCAAUUGCACGCUCCUGGACAGAGUCAAGAACACUCUUCGUGAACACGGUCUUCUGGGGACCGGUGGCGCUUCCAGCGACCUCGAAGACUGCUUGGAGCGAAGAGUGAUUCUUCUCAAAGGGGACGUGUCGCUGCGGCGCCUGGGACUGCCCGAGGAGGACCACGCGUGGCUGUCCUUGGAGCUGGACGCCGUGGUGCACGCCGCGGCUGCAGUGGACCUGGUGCGGCCCUACCUCGCCCUGCGCGCCGUCAAUGCCGCGGGCACCCGCCACGUGGUCGCCCUGGCGGCGGAGGGCAGGCUCAAGCCCCUGCACCACGUCAGCACGGACGCGGUGUUCCCCCACGCCAUGCGCGGGUGUCGGGAGGACGACGACAUGUCCGCCAUCGCCGACGGGCUGAGGGGCGGCUACGCCCGGUCCAAGUGGGUGGCCGAGCAGCUGGUGCUGCGCGCCGGAGCGAAGGGCCUCCCCGUCGUCGUGUACCGGUGUGGCAACGUCGGAGGGUCGCAAGAUCACCCGAGCUGGAACAAGGCCGACUUCACGCUCUUGGUGAUCCAGGGGUGUCUGCGGACUAUGACAGUUCCGGACCUGGACUGGCAGAUUGAGCUGACCCCAGUGGACUUUCUGAGCAGAGUUAUCGUCAAGCUCUCCGAGAACAUCGCACACUCGGUUGGGAAUAUUUACCAUCUUACCAACACCAACACUAUGAACUGCAGAGACCUGUGGCAGCUGCUUAAGGCGCAUGGGUACCCCGUGCAAGAAGUGCCCUACGACACCUGGUGGCGGAACGUGAAGGCCGUCGCCUCGGGAGGCGAAGCACCUGAACUGAGUUCUCUCGUCUUCCUGCUGGAGUCCCUGGUCAGGGGACCAGAAUACUUCUCGAACCUGUCCACGUUCGCGCGGGAUAACACUCAGGCGUUCCUGGACUCCCAGGGGAUGAAAUAUUCCCCAGUGGACAGAGCCCUGGUGACAAAAUACUUGUGUCACCUAACCUCUCUGGGGCUGAUACCUCAGCCAGAUAUUAAGUUCAGUCUGUGUGCGAGGUCGCUGCAGGGCAGAGUGGCGCUGGUGACGGGCGCGUCCUCGGGCAUCGGGGAGGCGGUAGCCCGGCUGCUGGCGGCCAACGGGGCGAAGGUGGCGCUGGCGGCGAGGCGCGCCGACCGCCUGGAGGCGCUGCAGAGGGCCAUCGAGGGCGGGGGCGGCACGGCUCUCGCCGUCCAGAUGGACGUCACAGAGCCGGACCAAGUGCGGCGAGGUGUGGAGCGGGUAGAGUCCUCUCUCGGCCCCAUCAGCGUGCUGGUGAACAACGCCGGCAUCCUGUACUACACGCUCAUGAAGAACGCCCGGCUGGACGAGUGGCGUCGCAUGGUCGACGUCAACGUGAACGGCGUGCUCAACUGCCUGGCCGAUGUGCUGCCGGGCAUGGUGGCGCGCGGCGAGGGACACAUCGUCAACAUCACCUCUGACGCGGGACGGAAGGCGUUUGCGGCGGCGGCGGUGUACACCGGCACGAAGUACUUCCUGGAGGGCAUGUCGCGCGCCUUGCGGCAGGAGGUGGCCGGCUCCGGGGUCAAGGUCACCUGCGUCCAGCCGGGCGACGUCACCACGGAGAUCUUGGACUACACGACGGACCAGGAGGCGACUGCUGCGUACGAGUACGAGGUGAAGAACCCGUUGGAGUCGAAGGACGUGGCUGAAGCCGUGCUGUAUGCGGUAACGCAACCAGCGCAUUGCGCAGUCAAUGAGAUACUUCUAGAGCCACACGAGACACCCAUUUAAAGAGUUGGUUCGUUUGAAAAAAAAAAAUCUUGCUUCAUGUACUGCAAAUAAAUAUAAAUAACACCAUACCCACACUGUAA
Bacillus rossius redtenbacheri is the source of this 3929-nucleotide messenger RNA. RefSeq lists its product as uncharacterized. The transcript is spliced from 22 exons. The coding region runs from base 7 to 3849 and encodes 1280 amino acids. NCBI's taxonomy places the organism in Eukaryota, Metazoa, Arthropoda, Insecta, Phasmatodea, Bacillidae. The record is from RefSeq and is a predicted model, not a curated record. Gene Ontology annotation, molecular function: oxidoreductase activity; phosphopantetheine binding.